AUGGUGGAGUGGGCGAAAUUGAUAUGGCAUAAUGCUCUUCCUAAGAGGGCUUCAGUUGUGAUAUGGAAGGCUUUGUCCGGGAGUCUCAGUUUUGAUGAUAGAAUACGUCAAGUUGGAGUGGCUAUGGUGUCUAGAUGUAACUGUUGCAUUACUGGCCAUGAGGAGGAUGCUUACCAUGUUUUAAGCACUGGAGACUUCGCAGAUGAGCACUUGGCAAAUAAUGUUACAAAGACCAGAGUAUUAACACGUGAGGAGGAAAAGACCCUAACAGACAUGGGCAUUCCUUGUAUAGUCGGGAAACAAUCACCAGUAUGUUUCGUGACUUGGAAAAAACCAAUUGCUGGGAGAGUAAAGAUAAAUGUAGAUGGAAGUAGCUUGGGUAACCCAGGCCGGGCAGCGUCGAAUAAUGAAGCUGAGCUGAAAGCUACUAUUGAGGGACUUAAACUUUGCCAGCAUAUAGGAGCUUUUCAUGUUGAUCUUGAAUGUGAUUCCAAGAUUGUUGUAGAUUUGAUGUUGAAACGCAAGUGUACAGUUUGGUACUUGUGGGAUUUUUGGGAGCAGUUAUGGAAGUUAAUGAGUUUAUUUGAAAUUCACGUUUCACAUCAAGUGGCGGAUUUAUUAGCAAAAAUGGGUGCACAAGGUAUAACGCAGCUUUUCACAUCUAGUACUGGCUUGCCUGUGUAUACUCGAGGCCUAGUUCGGUUGGAACGCAUAGGAGUUCCCUAUCUACGUAUGUAA
Molecule: messenger RNA, 738 nt
Organism: Fraxinus pennsylvanica
Lineage: Eukaryota; Viridiplantae; Streptophyta; Magnoliopsida; Lamiales; Oleaceae
Source: the annotation of a GenBank genome assembly